UAUCUAUCAGGAAUAUUUUGAAUGGGAAAAUUCAGUGAUUUAUAUUACAUAGUGUUGAAACCUGAGUUAUAAUUGUCAGUGUUGAAAAUGUAUUUAAACUUGAAUUUAAUUGCGGCAGCAUGCGAGGGCAUGGGUAUUGGCGUGAAAGGAAGUUUACCCUGGAAACUAAAAAGUGAAAUGGCAUUCUUUACGAACAUGACAACAAACACGAAAGAUGAAAAUAAAAAGAACGUUGUUCUUAUGGGGCGAAGGACGUGGGAAUGUAUUCCAAAUAAAUAUAGACCGCUAAAAAACCGAAUAAGCAUAGUUCUAACCUCACAACCUUUGGAUUACGAAGAGGAUAUAAUUGUGUGUAAAAGCAUUCCACACGCUUUGGAAAUUAUUAAAAAACCUCCGUUAAAGGAUCAAGUGGAAAGUGUAUGGGUUAUAGGCGGGAGUUCUGUGUACAAGGCUGCAAUGGAAUCUCCGCACUUUCAUCGGUUAUAUUUAACACGAAUAAAACAACAUUUUGAUUGCGACACAUUUUUCCCACCUAUUCCUAAUGAUUUUAUUUUAACAAGAGAUGAAAACAUUCCUCAAGGUGUUCAAAAAGAAAACGAUAUAGAGUUCGUGUACGAAGUGUACACAAAGGAGAAAAUCCCUUCUUCUUAUUAA
Messenger RNA from Habropoda laboriosa, 654 nucleotides. It is a transcript of the gene Dhfr, whose product is annotated as dihydrofolate reductase. NCBI's taxonomy places the organism in Eukaryota, Metazoa, Arthropoda, Insecta, Hymenoptera, Apidae. Gene Ontology annotation, cellular component: mitochondrion. The record is from RefSeq and is a predicted model, not a curated record. The coding region runs from base 88 to 654 and encodes 188 amino acids. Gene Ontology annotation, biological process: glycine biosynthetic process; folic acid metabolic process; tetrahydrofolate biosynthetic process. Gene Ontology annotation, molecular function: NADP binding; dihydrofolate reductase activity. The transcript has 5 exons.